Messenger RNA from Cuscuta epithymum, 2764 nucleotides. The record is from the annotation of a GenBank genome assembly. Lineage: Eukaryota; Viridiplantae; Streptophyta; Magnoliopsida; Solanales; Convolvulaceae.
CAGCAUCUGAGAUCCGGUCGUCCUGGACAAAAAUUGGCGGUAACUGAAGCUACUCGUACGCGUCUUCUAUCCUGCGACUAUUCAUUUGGCUGAUGAUAAGAAUAGGUCAAGCCUGUCACCACUCUUUGACCGCCGUCUCACCAUUUCAACCACCGGAACCAUCCCAGCAAAGAAAGAACCGAUCAAAAUCUCUCAAUAUAUCUUCUCCGAUGUCUCCAAAGGAAAAAAUCCCUCAAUACAUUCUACUCCCAGAACACAACCAACCACUCAUUCCCAGAUCCAUUUCCCGGAAAUGUCGCCGCAAAAGCUCUUCUUUUCCGCCGCCGCAGCUCUACUUCUGCUCGCACUCUUUCUUCCUCAAACAGCCUCCAGAACCUUACCCGAUCCCCCUUGUCCUCCAUCUUCUUGCGGAAACCUUCACAACAUAACCUUCCCAUUUCGUCUCAAAAGUUCUCCACAGAAUUGCGGCUAUCCCAAAUAUGUGCUGGAUUGUUGGAACAACCAACCAAGCAUAAUGUUUGAAACGGAACGGUACAACGUUCAGGCAAUCAAUUAUUCGGAUUACUCGAUCAGGGUUGUCGACCCCGGAUUGCAAGAUCAAACUAAUCGAAACUGCACUAGUUUCCCCAAGAUUGUUCUAGGCAGUGAUUUCUUUGACACCGGUUUUAAGUUCCGCUCCACCGGAGCUAACGUUCCUAUAGUGUACACCACCUGUUCGACGAAUUUAUCGAAAGAGUACGUCCACACGGAAUUCUGUACGAAGGCGAGAAGCAACGGCAGCAGCUAUGUGACAAUUGGAGACAGGUUGUCGAUACGAGACGUGCCGAGGAGUUGCAGCUUUGAAACAGUGGCAUGGGCCUCGGUUAAUGGGCUGAUCCCGGGCGACAACAGUUCUCUGUCCAGCAUCCAUGCUGCCCUGGGCUACGGCGUCGAGCUUUCUUGGAAGAGGGCUUACUUGUGUCGAGAUUGUGAGCGCAGCGGAGGCCAGUGCUUCUUUGAUGAUCCUCUCAAUCUUGAAGGUGUUUCUUGCAGCCAUCGUUGUUAUGAUGAUACGGGAUUUGAUCUUCCUCUUCCUUGUAGCAUCCAUUAUUAUGGAGGUAGGUUUUAAAUAUUAAUUAAAGCUUAUCUGGUUCCAAUUUCUGCUGAGAAUGAAUGUUGCUAUUUUCCAGUCCGUUUGGUAAGGGUUAUUUAUUUAAUUGAACUAAUUGAAUAUGCAAACUUCUCUGGGAAAAAAUGUUUUUGUAAUGUAUAUGUCAGAACUCUAUUUAUAUGCAUUUCUUGCUGAUAAAUAGAAUUUAUCAGAAUUCAUUACCAAACGGAUCCUUUAAUCUCUUAAUAAUGUGGCUUUCAUAAUUUUCAUAAUUUUUUUCUCUAUAAUGGGACUUAUCCUUCCUUAGUUCUUUAAUUGAAUGAUACAUAUGUAUUUCUAACAUUCUAUUUUCCCCUCUCCUGUCUAUAUUUUUUCAGUUCUGGUGAUAUUAUAUGGCCUAGUAACGAUAGGUAAUGACUUUAAUUUAUCUCUCAGUAAAGUUUGACUUAACCAAACUGAUAAAAAGUUUGGUUUUGUAGUUCUAUUUAUUGACUUUAUUUUUUAUUUUCUAAACUCCCCAGUACCAUUUCUGGGAAUCAGAUUUCUCCUUGGGAUCAUACUUUUUGUUGUGCUAGUCGUCUAUCAACGAAAGAGGCGUCAUUUACCAGGAGAUGUCACCAUUCAGGAUUUCCUCGACAUUCAGAGCAAACUGCUGCCAAUAAAUUACAGUUAUGCUGAGAUUAAGAAGAUGACUAAUGGUUUCAAGGAGAAACUAGGAGAAGGAACCAAUGGAACAGUAUACAAAGGGAAACUUAAGAGUGGACCUCUCGUUGCAAUUAAAAUGAUGAAGAAAACCAUUGGAACAAGAAAAGAAUUUCUCAAUAAGGUUGCUACUAUUGGAAGUAUUCACCACGUGAAUGUGGUUCAUCUCAUCGGAUUUUGCGUCGAGGGAUCUAAUCGUGCUUUGGUAUGUGAGUUCAUGCCAAACGGGUCUUUAGAAAAAUGGGUAUUAUCUGAACAAGGGAAUACCACCCCCUUGAGUUACAAACAAACGUUUCAGAUUUCUCUUGGUGUGGCACAUGCAAUAGCCUACCUUCAUAAUAAAGGGUGUGACAAUUUCGUCAAUAUGCCUCACAACGUUCUUCUUGAUGAGAAUUUCAAUCCGAAAAUAUCAUAUUUUGGGCUCGCAAACCUGGACGACGCGGAUAAUAAUGUUGUUCACAGUUUUGGAAUGCUGUUAAUUAAAUUGGCUAGGAAAUUGAUCAAUAUGAAUCCAAACGCCGAUGCCAUGUGGAUUUAUGAUCAAAUCAUGGAAGGGAAUGAAGUAGUAGUCACUGGAGAUGGUAGUGAGGAAGAGAGAAAAGCUAUGAAGAAGAUUAUCGUAGUUGCUUUGUGGUCCAUACAGAUGAAGUAUGCCGAUCGUCCUCCUAUGAACAGAAUUGUUGAAAUGCUUGAAGGAGAUGAAGAUCUCAUAGAGAUGCCUCCAAGGUCAUUUAUUGCUCCACACACAUAAGAUGAAUGUUGAUUCCAUUGAAUCAUCCAUAGUAAAUACAUACUACAGCUAUUGAUUGUUUUUUCUUAAUCUUGUAAAUUUCUUCGUUUGUUCUCCUGUUAUUGGUGCAAUUCAUUUGAUGUUCAUUUGAUUGUUUUUUAUCUAACUGAAAUUAUGACGAAAUCCUUUAGGCUAAAGGGUCAAAUAGGCCCCUCUAUCGAUCACGUUUGGUGUUUGCUCAA